Messenger RNA from Effrenium voratum, 165 nucleotides. The record is from the annotation of a GenBank genome assembly. Lineage: Eukaryota; Dinophyceae; Suessiales; Symbiodiniaceae.
AUGCCAGAUGAUGCUCAGGAUCAGCCGGCUUUGAAGCGAUUGCGGGGCAUGAUCGAGGGAACGAGCAAUGCGGAGCUUCACUUGGUGCAAAGCGCCUUUCUGAUGAUCUUGAGCAAAGAUAUGUUUGACCUAAGGCUGUACAGCGAUGUGGCGCCAGCUGCUUAG